Molecule: messenger RNA, 3117 nt
Organism: Gasterosteus aculeatus aculeatus (three-spined stickleback)
Lineage: Eukaryota; Metazoa; Chordata; Actinopteri; Perciformes; Gasterosteidae
Gene: svopa
Product: SV2 related protein a
Biological process (GO): transmembrane transport
Cellular component (GO): membrane
Molecular function (GO): transmembrane transporter activity
Source: RefSeq, a predicted model, not a curated record
CAUAAGCUGUGACUCCCAUUGGCUGCCGGAGCAGGUAGCUCUCCUCGGUGCUGAAAUCGCUUCUCGUCCUGAUAAUGUAAACGGCGAUGAGACGAAACGGAGCGCCUGCCAGCAAACACCAAAAUGGACGAUGAUCUGUUCCAACUGAGACAGCUGCCUAUCGUACGAUUCCGUCGCACGGGGGAGAGCACACGCUCCGAGGACGAUGGUGAGAGUAGAGAGCAGGCGUUCAGGAUGGCGGAACAGACUGAACUGGAGUCUGUGGCACUUACAGACGGAGCUCCAGUUCCUCGGGAGUUUGCCAAUCCAACUGAUGACACAUUCAUGGUAGAAGAUGCCGUAGAGGCCAUCGGCUUUGGGACAUUUCAGUGGAAACUCUCCAUCCUCACUGGUCUGUCCUGGAUGGCUGAUGCUAUGGAGAUGAUGAUCCUCAGCAUCUUAGCCCCACAGCUUCACUGUGAAUGGAGGCUUCCCAGACUUCAGGUGGCAUUGCUUACAUCGGCAGUGUUCAUUGGGAUGAUGAUAAGCUCUUCUCUUUGGGGAAACAUAUCGGACAAAUACGGCAGAAAGACGGGUCUGAAGAUGAGUGUGCUGUGGACUAUGUUCUACGGGGUUUUGAGUGCAUUUGCACCUGUUUAUGGCUGGAUCCUCGUCCUCCGUGCACUGGUGGGCUUCGGCAUUGGAGGAGCCCCACAGUCGGUGACACUGUAUGCUGAGUUUCUGCCGAUGAGGUCCAGAGCUACGUGCAUCUUGCUGAUUGAGAUAUUUUGGGCACUGGGCACGGUGUUCGAGGUCCUCUUAGCCAUCCUGGUGAUGCCCACUCUAGGCUGGCGUUGGCUGCUCGGCCUUUCCACCAUUCCUCUCUUCAUCUUCUCCCUCCUGUGUUGGUGGCUACCAGAGAGUGCUCGGUACGACGUGCUGACAGGGAACCAGGAAAAGGCUCUGGCCACAUUGAAGCGCAUCGCCACAGAGAACGGAGCACCCAUGCCACUGGGAAAACUGGUUGCUGACAGACAGGAGGAACGAGGAAAGAUUCAAGACCUAUUUUCUUCCCAUUUUCGCUGGACCACAGUGCUGCUGUGGUUUAUUUGGUUUGCAAAUGCCUUCUCUUAUUAUGGGCUUGUGCUGCUCACUACGGAGCUCUUUCAGGAGGGAGGUGCAUGUGGAAUGUCCAAAGGUAACAAGAAAGAUCUUCAAUGUAACCUGGAGUGUAAAUAUUUGAACUCUGACGACUACAAAGACCUGUUGUGGACCACCUUAUCGGAAUUCCCAGGACUGCUGGUGACACUGUGGGCCAUCGAUCGACUGGGCAGGAGGAAGACCAUGGCGUUGUGUUUCUUCGUCUUCUCCAUGUGCAUCAUUCCCCUGUAUGGCUGCCUCGGGAGAGCACCCAUGACAGUGUUGAUAUUCAUCGCCAGAGCUUUCAUUGCGGGAGGAUUCCAGGCUGCUUACGUGUACACUCCAGAGGUGUACCCAACAGCAACCAGAGCUUUAGGUCUGGGAAUGAGCAGUGGAAUGGCCAGAGUCGGUGCCCUUAUUACACCUUUUGUUGCCCAGGUGAUGUUGGAGUCAUCUAUUUACCUGGCUCUUUCCGUGUACUGCUGCUGCUGCCUCCUCGCCGCCAUCGCCUCUUGUGCACUGCCAAUUGAGACAACGGGCCGGGGCCUGCAGGAGUCGAGCCACCGCGAAUGGGGCCAGGAGAUGGUGGGUCGGGCCUCCUCCCAAAGCUCAGGGGGAAUUCCUCCCUCCACCCCUGUUUCCCAGGACUGAGGACAUGUUGGCAGGAGCACAAUUGAGAUUUGAGGACCAGUGAGGAAAAGACGUGAGAAGAGGCAAAAGAAAAAAAAAGCUAAUCCAGCUUUGGUGUCCAGCUCCAGUCCCACUUUAUGACUCCUCAGUUUCGGCACCAGAGUGGCUUCAGAGAGCCAGGCACAAUAUUACAAAUCUUAUCAUGUCGUCUUUGACCGCUAUUGCUGUCAUAGUUUGGCCACUUCUUAACUGGAACAACAAAAUAACCAUCACAGGUACAAGAUUGAGAAAAUAAAUGGUGGAUAAAAUGUGAAACAUUCUUGAAUGAAUGAAUUGAAUGAAUUCAAGUAAAGCAUUUAAAUCCUUCUAAUGGAAAAAAGAAAAGUAGAACAAAGAGGGUCUAACGGUUAACUCUGUUCCGAGUUUGGGCUUGAGAGAACUUCUCUUGUCUGUUGUGUCUGUUAGCGUAGAUCCACGAUACGGAGAUAAGGGUGAGGACCGUCUUGUGCACACAAAUUGUUGGUUAAGAAACACAAGCUUUUUAACUUGUAUAUGGCAGGUGUGAGGAACACGUCCUCAUUGACAAAUCAAAAGACAAUUAGAUGAAAUACAGUCUGGGGUUACAUUGUUGAAGAUUGUGCCAGUGAAAGGACAUACUGUACAGACAGACAGCCACCGUGUCGAACCCUGUGUUUGUAUCAUUUCACAUUUCAACAUGGAUCAUUGUUUUCUGCUGGAGCCACAAACCGUUUCAUUCACAACAACCCAACAAAUCUGCCAAAACCUUCAUCAGAAGAUAAUAAACAUACAGUCAAAGAUAUUUCAUAGUUAGUGCACAUCUAGAAACAGUCCACAGAUGCUGGGCUGCAUUUAAAGAAAGAAUUAUGUACAUUGACGUUAACGUAUUAUGAAACUAAAAGCAGACCCGACCUAGAUAGUAAGUGUUAAAUGAUUUUAAGGAAUUACAUUAACAAAAAUAUUUGGUGUUGCAUUCUCUCCUGUACCAGACCUCGAGGCUCUGCACACACAGACCUACACACGCGUAUACGCAACGGCCCAGCAGGGUGGUCCGUUCUGUCUUCCUGUAAAUAAUGUAUCUACACCUGGUUGAGUUGUUGUCUCUACUUUUGUUUGUAACAAAGGUGAUGAGAAGACACACUUUGCUCAGUCUGAGUGACACACUGAGAAAUGUUUUGUUUAAGAGACAAACUUAAAAGAGAGAUUCACCAGUUCAGGUCCGGCCAGCUGACUCUUUACCUGCCAGUGUUUGAUUCAUAGUGCUGCAUUAAAUGUAUGUGUGCACACAUUAUUGUCAAUGCACUGGAUGUAAAUGUGUAUGAUAUUAUCGUAAAUAGUAGAACAAAAACA